GGUCGGUUGAGGAGAACCUGUAUAAAAGGCAGCUGACAACAGCCUCCGAGCCAAACACAAGCUUGUGCAGGUCCACGAAACGUCAGCCCACGGACUCUGCCUCUGCCCACUGUGUUCGCGUCACCACAGGCAAAAACGAUGGAAAUGGGCAGCCUCUCCACCGGCGCACAGACUACCCCAACCCCUGUUACGCACCAGCUCAACUGCUCCACCAUAGAUGCUUAUUCCCAGUUUCAUGUUAAUAUGGACGGGCAGAGCGCCGGGUCCUCCAAAAUCUUAAUGGCUUACAAAAACGCAUCACAGCACCUGAAUUCGUCGGGGAUUAAAGCUGGUUUGGGGAUAAUCAAAGCGGCCACGUCUCAAUGGAAACAAGACAAGAAGACGCGUUCAGGACCACCCGUGAGGCAACUGUCUACUGCCAGCAGCAGUCAUCACUGCAAAAAAUCUCCACUGGAUCACUUGGCAGCUCUGGUUCUACAUGGUCAGAGUCGGCACCACCAGAUUGGACAAGAGCAUCGACAAGACGCUCUUUACUCCACCAAGCCCCAGAACUGUAAGCGCAUAGUGGUUCUUGGUGCGCCCCGGGUCGGCAAGACCUCCAUCCUGAGACGGUACCUCCGGGAUGGAUUUGUGGAGGAGUACUCUCCCACCACUGAGGAUUUCCUCAGAAAACUGUUUCGCAUCCGCGGCGAGACCUACCAAAUUGACGUCCUGGACGCGUCCAGAGAAAGGGACUUCCCAGCCAAGCGGCGGCUGUCAAUCCUCACUGGGGAUAUUUUUCUUCUGGUAUUCAGUCUAGAUGACCGGAGCUCUUUCGAAGAGGUGUGCGUCCUACGACGGGAGAUCCUGGCUGCUAAAUCCAAACUCACCAAAACAACUGUGCCAGAGAUGUGUCCACAGCCACAGGUUCCACUGUUGGUCUGCGCCAAUAAGGUGGACCUCCCGGAGUCUGAGAGACAAAUAUCAAAGGCAGAGGUGCUCCAAACCCUCGGUGAUGAAUGUGCCUAUUUUGAAACGUCUGCAAAGGACAGCAUUAAUCUAGAGACAGUAUUCGAGGCUUUGGCAAAGCGAGGCGGACUUCCGACAGAAACCGGCCCGUCUCAACACAGAAAAGUGUCCCUGCGUUCGUACCAGGCAAUGCGGACCGGCCGUGUGGCAGGGAGGGGGAGCCAGGCGCCUGGUCCAUGCGGCGUCCUGUACCCACUUGCGCGCCGGCCGAGUUUUAGCACCGAUCUCCGACAAGUGAUUGGACCACACACGGCAAUGAAGCCGGUCAAAGCUCUGGACAAAUGUCCGAUUCAGUGAGAGGAAAAUGAGAGAUACAAGAAAGCAGCAACGGUUACAGUUACAA
Solea solea (common sole) is the source of this 1351-nucleotide messenger RNA. It is a transcript of the gene rasd2b, whose product is annotated as RASD family member 2b. The coding region runs from base 139 to 1305 and encodes 388 amino acids. The record is from RefSeq and is a predicted model, not a curated record. The transcript is spliced from 2 exons. NCBI's taxonomy places the organism in Eukaryota, Metazoa, Chordata, Actinopteri, Pleuronectiformes, Soleidae. Gene Ontology annotation, molecular function: GTP binding; GTPase activity.